AUGAUAAAAUAAAAGAUGAUAGAAAAAGAGGAAGAUCUUGUUUGUUCCAUGAAUCAUAAACUUCCAAUUUAUAUGGUUGUUUGUGAUAAAACUAUAGAUAAGAAAAAACGACUUUUAUGCAAUUUAUGUAUGGAUAAUUUAGAAACUAAUCUAAAUAAUGUAAUGAGUUUUAAAAAGGUAGCUUAACUAAUUGAGGAAAAUCAAAAAAAGAAGGUAGAAUAAAUGGAAUAAGAUAUAAUGAUGAAUAUCAACUAGAUCUAUGAACUUUAGAAGACAUUCGAUUAAUUGAAAUCAUACAUAAUCUAAUAAUUAGAUUAAUUCAUUAGUAACACAAAUGAAAUGGGAUGA
Messenger RNA from Paramecium tetraurelia, 348 nucleotides. RefSeq lists its product as uncharacterized. The record is from RefSeq and is a predicted model, not a curated record. NCBI's taxonomy places the organism in Eukaryota, Ciliophora, Oligohymenophorea, Peniculida, Parameciidae. The transcript has a single exon.